Aegilops tauschii subsp. strangulata is the source of this 1597-nucleotide messenger RNA. NCBI's taxonomy places the organism in Eukaryota, Viridiplantae, Streptophyta, Magnoliopsida, Poales, Poaceae. The record is from RefSeq and is a predicted model, not a curated record.
UAAUAAAAAGAAGAAGAAGAAAAAAGAGGACGCCGCCGCAGCGCCCAACCCAACCCAACUCCGGUACGCCGUCGUCUAGGGUGCCAUGGUCGCCGCUUUGGCUGGCCGGCGCCGCUGCCUCUAGCUCCACCGCUCCACGCCUCCAUCCUCGGCCUCAAGUGCACCGCAUCCUCCGCCUCGCCGGACCACCGCGAAUCUCCCUCCGCCUCGACUCGACGGACAGCUGCCGUGGUCUUCCGCCGCCGCCUCAACCUCUGUCUUCUUGCACCCAAGUCAAGUCCGACAUCAUCAUUCAUCCUCUCCCCGUUGUCAAAGCGGAACACCAUGCAUGCAUGUUUCCAACAGGCGGGUGCCACUGAGGGAUUGACUGAACUGAAUAGCGUUGCUGCACAAGGACUUGCAGAUUUCAAACUACAAAUUAAUUUAAUCCAAGUAGAGCUACACUAGUGUCUUUGUUUGUCACAAGGGCGUCUAAUCUUAAUUUUCAUACGCUGGACAGGAAGAACAUGGGUGCAACCAAAGUUCAGGAAGCUAAGGUUCACAGGGCGCACGUACGUACCACACUCACCAAGGAUGGGUGUGUCCAGAGGCUGGAGCCUCUUGCACUUCGCUCGGCAGGGGCCGGUUGGCCAAUCCAAGGUGAAAUGGUAGCGAGGUUGAAGGCUGCUGGCCUUCUGCCACUGGCCCGAAUGAUGGAAGGAAUUCCCAGGGAUUUCCUUGACAGGGAUCUUCUCAGCGCGCUAGUUGAUCGUUGGAAUCCAAGGACUCAUACAUUUCAGUUUCCAUGGGGAGAAAUGGGAGUGAGCCUCAAGGACGUCAGCAUGCUUCUAGGGCUACCAAUCAAGGGAGACCCCAUCGCUAAGCCAGCUGAUCCGAAAAACUGGGCGCAAGAUAUGGGCACGAGGUUUUGCAAGCACGUCCCAGAAUAUGACUCGGUGCUGAAUGUUUCAAAUACACCCAGCAGUGAGGCUAAGAAACCCACGGAGGAGCUGCGCGGGUUCUCAAAGAAACCGGCAAAGAGAAGAAAAAUAUCAGCGAAGCAGACUGAGCACCCACAGCUCAAGGAGUCUGUGCAGUUGGCCACAAAGAAAUCCACCAAGCUCAAGGAGCCCGAGGAGGAGGAGGAUUCCGCAAAGCUGCGUGGGCCCACAUUGGCAUGGUUGCGUAGCACGUAUGGGAAGCUUGUCAGGCUGAAGGAACUUACCGAGGAGCAGAGCCAGUGCGCCGUAGAGAUAUACGUGCUCUGGCUCUUUGGCUGGGUAAUGUUCACCAGCACCCAUGGUGACUGCGUCGAGCCUCGACUCAUCGAGUAUGCGAUGGAUAUUGCCUACUCAAAGAUAGAGGACUUACAAGUGUCUUUGUCCAUUGAGAAAGGCUGUUGCUGACGCUGAUGCUGAUAGGAAACUUUUCCUUGUGGCUUUGAAGGAGAACUUUUGUUGUUUAGAUUAUAAUUCUUUCUUUUGUGACCAUGCACAUAGUUGAGUGUACCACCAUGUGUGGCUUUUAGUCUCUCCUCUUCUUGAACACACAUUGCUAUUGUCUUUUCUACGUCCCAUGUUCCAGGUGACAUAUUAUAGUUCACUACAAAAGCUUCAAA